GGUCCGGAGGCUUACCUCCUCGUCUCUCCUCUCUCAGCUUCUUCUUCUCGUUCUUCCUCUCAGCGCUGAUUUGCUCGUUUCUCGCCGCUUGCUUUCACCACGCGAGUUGGAAAAAUCGCCAGAGGACGACCGGGAGCGAGCGAGCCAUAAGGCGGCCGUGUAACUGAAGCUUCUCGUCCCUUCGACCUUUUUUUGGUGGGGAUUAAAAAUCACGCCGAACGCAGCGUUGACGGCCGAGCGCCAAGCAGGCCCCACGAUGUCCAGCGAAGUGCAAAGACCGGACGACAGCCCCAGCACCAGCGGCGGCAGCUCGGACAUAGAGCAGCGAGAGUCGUCUGUACCGACCGAGCAGGAGCGCGAGCAAGCGCAGCCCAAAAAGAAGGAGACCAAAAUCUCCAGUAAAACCGCUGCUAAACUCUCCACGAGUGCCAAGAGGAUUCAGAAGGAGCUGGCUGAAAUUACAUUAGACCCACCUCCUAACUGCAGUGCGGGCCCCAAAGGAGACAACAUCUAUGAGUGGAGGUCCACCAUCUUGGGACCGCCGGGCUCAGUGUACGAGGGGGGCGUCUUCUUCCUGGACAUCGCCUUCACGCCAGACUACCCCUUUAAACCGCCUAAGGUGACUUUCCGUACUCGGAUCUACCACUGCAACAUCAACAGCCAGGGCGUGAUCUGUCUGGACAUCCUGAAGGACAACUGGAGCCCCGCCCUCACCAUCUCCAAGGUCUUGUUGUCCAUCUGCUCCCUGCUCACAGACUGCAACCCAGCCGACCCCCUGGUAGGAAGCAUCGCCACACAGUACCUGACCAACAGAACCGAGCAUGACAGGAUAGCCAAGCAGUGGACCAAGAGAUAUGCCACAUAAACACACACACGAGCCAUGCUCUUCCUCCUCCUCCUCCUCACUCUACCACUCUACCUCUUUCUCCCCUCGGUCCGUCAAAGCACACUCACUAAGUGCAUCGCUCCCCUGAUCCUCCUUUUCCUCCUCUUCGUCCUCCUCCCCAAACAUUUUAUGUGUUGAAAAAUGAAAAACACACAAAAAAAGAAUAAUAAACAAAAAAAAAAUCCUCUUUUUUUUGUUCCUUGUUGACUUGAAAGCUUCUUUUUUAUACAAAGAGUAGAUUGGGGAAUUAUUUUCCAAUUUGUGAAUGUUGGAAGUAUUGUAUUGGAAAAAGACACGCACACCGUUAUAAGCAGGGGUGUUGUCUAGUCAACUCAUUGGCCGCCAUUGACAGCGAUAGACGUCCGAUCCAUUUGAACUGUCCAUUUGAAAACUAAACGGACGUUUAUCGCCGUCAAUGCUACUGAAACAUAAAAUUUUCACGUGCACCCCUGAUUAUAAACAACCAUCUUACCGCUACAUACACAAAUAUGUAAUUCUCAUUUUCUGUGGCAUCUGGAAUAAAAUGUACGCUUUUGACUUCUUUUCGUCGUUGUUGUAUUCGUCUCGACGUGCAUGGAACACGAGUCCUCAUGCUUCUCAACUUCCUUCGCUUUUUCUUUGUACUGUAUGUAUUUUUUCAAAGGCUUUUUUUUUCCCAGGCAGACCUCACGAAGAAGAAACAAAAUUGUGUGCGUGCGUGUCGGUUUGCCUGCGAAAAGAAGGCAGGACUUGUAUAUUUGACUGGCUACCCGCGCCGCUGCUGUUGUGCACUUGUAUUACUGAAAACACCCAAUAAAACACACUGUGGUUGGCUUGUGAGGAAAAAAACAAGACUGUUCUUGCUCUCU
Molecule: messenger RNA, 1734 nt
Organism: Corythoichthys intestinalis (scribbled pipefish)
Lineage: Eukaryota; Metazoa; Chordata; Actinopteri; Syngnathiformes; Syngnathidae
Gene: ube2e2
Product: ubiquitin-conjugating enzyme E2E 2
Exons: 6
Coding region: 257-865 (202 amino acids)
Biological process (GO): protein K48-linked ubiquitination
Cellular component (GO): nucleus
Molecular function (GO): ubiquitin conjugating enzyme activity
Source: RefSeq, a predicted model, not a curated record